Frankliniella occidentalis (western flower thrips) is the source of this 2308-nucleotide messenger RNA. It is a transcript of the gene Ada2b, whose product is annotated as transcriptional adapter 2B. The transcript is spliced from 12 exons. Gene Ontology annotation, biological process: regulation of transcription by RNA polymerase II; chromatin remodeling. Lineage: Eukaryota; Metazoa; Arthropoda; Insecta; Thysanoptera; Thripidae. The coding region runs from base 178 to 1575 and encodes 465 amino acids. The record is from RefSeq and is a predicted model, not a curated record. Gene Ontology annotation, molecular function: chromatin binding; zinc ion binding; transcription coactivator activity. Gene Ontology annotation, cellular component: nucleus; SAGA-type complex.
CGCUGUGACUGUUGUGGAAAGCAUAUAAACCUCCAUCCGAAACAGAAAUAUUGUUGUAAUCAAAGCUGAAUCUUUAAAAAGAAUCAGACGCUCUUAAAUCUUGAGAUUUGAAAAUAGAAUACUUGCACAGCAUCGUAAAAAAAGUCUUACUAUUUCCUUAUUUACUGCCAAAAAUUCAUGUUUGCCAAAGCACAAUGUAACUACUGUCAGGAGGAUGUGUCUGGAAUACGAGUCAAAUGUGCUGAGUGUACAGAUUUUGAAAUAUGUUUGCAGUGUUUUUCAGCUGGUGCGGAAAUAGGACAACACAAAAAUAAUCAUUCAUACCAGUUCAAGGAUUCUGGAGCCGUCGGAAUUCUUUUGGGCAAAAAUGGAUGGACAGCCAAAGAAGAGCAACACUUACUUGAUGCUAUUGAACAGUAUGGAUUUGGAAAUUGGGAAGAUAUAAGCCGACAUAUUGAAACAAGAACUCCUGAUGAAGCCCGGGAAGAGUACAUCAACCGCUAUCUGGAGGGAAACAUAGGAAAAGCAACUUGGAAUUCGGCUGCCAACUCCCGUCCUUUGUUAACUGAAAUCUCAAUUCCUGAUGAUGGUCCUUUAUCUCCUGAACAAAUAAAUAAAUUGCCACCUCUUGAUAUUACUCCAGAUGAGGCUGCCCAGCUUGGUUACAUGCCCUUGAGAGAUGACUUUGAAAAGGAAUUUGAUAAUGAUGCAGAAGCACUUGUGUCGCCUUUAUCUAUUCACCCAGUUGAAGAUGAUGAACUAGACAUUGCUCUGAAGCUAGCACAAGUUGACAUGUACACCAGACGUCUCAGGGAGAGAGCUAGGCGUAAGCGAGUUGGGCGAGAUUACCAACUUGUCGCCAAUUUCUUCCAGCCCACCACUCGCAAAGACCGCCCCGUAUUUAAGAAGAAAUUACCACGAGAUGAAAGAGAAUUUCAGGACCACAUGCGAGUUUUAACCCAAUUUCAUUCAUCUCAAGAACAUGAACAGUUUCUUGCUGGUGUACGUCGCCAAAGAGAACUGGAAGUUCGAAUCAAUGAACUAUUAAGGUACAGACGCCACGGUAUCACAACUGUUGAAGAAUGUCACCAUUUCGAACAGCUGCGUCAGGAAAUAAGAGAUAAGCGACGGAACUCGGACAGCUGCAAUGUGUCCCUCUCUCCUCUGUCAGCGCAGUCAAAAAGAAGAGAAAAAGGCGGCUCAUUCUCAAUCAUAAAAAAAUCAACAUCUAUGGGAAACGAUCGUUGCUUGUUCCCCGUGAGUCCAGAUAGUGGUACUGAGGGUGGCGGGGAGGCAGACAGUGAUGACACCCUAGCAGCAGAUACACCUCAAGAUGUUGCUGCCCUCCCUGGCUAUCCUUUACUCUCCAAAGAUGAAGCUCAGUUAUGUACCACACUUAAAAUCACACCUAAUCAAUAUUAUGGCGCCAAGUACUCUCUUCUUGAGAUGCAUGUUAACAAGGGUAGUAAAAAGGAAGAUGGACUAACUCUAUCUGAGGUUUGUACCUUAGAUGGAGAACCUUUAAAACAUAUUUUUAAUUACAUGGUUGAAAGUGGUUGGAUCAGUGCAGGCUAGUUUAUCUAAAUUUCUUUAUCUCUUAAGUAUAAUUAUUUCACUCCCAUUGCUUUUGUUUCUGAGAAAAACAAAUAUUUGUCCUAAACAUAUAAUAUUUAGUCAAAUAUUAUUUUAUAAUUGUGAUCAAGCUUUUUAGCACUGAUAUCAGGGUUAGAUCUGACAAUCAUUUAACCUCUAGAAGUUUUUUGCAUUAUGCUCAUAAUAAUGAUGUUCUAUUUUAGAGACGUCAAUAUGAUGAAAACUUCAGUGAGAUUACGAUUGUCAGUUUCAUAAACAAGUGCCCAUUUGUUUCUUAAAAAAUUUACAACUCCUAGGCAUCUUAUACCUUUUGUUAAAUUGUUAUUGGGUAGUUAGUACCCACUGAAUUUUGUUAUAAUCUUUUGGUGUAUAUUGCCAGUUAUGAAGGUCUAUAGGGAUCUGGGAAAGUUUUCUGGUUGCUUAAUCUUACGUGCAUUUUAGUAAAUUUCAGUACCUGAGCACUGCAAGUAUACCAUGUAACAACCUUAUGUACCCUUGUUGCGCCAUUCUUUGCACAGAGAUCUAUAUAACUAUUUAUAGUGUAAAUUUUAUAGAAAAUACAUCAACUUAGUCAUUUUUUUUAAUCCGUAUAUUUAAUGUUGUAUUCAAAGACUUUAGUUCCUUGGCAUUCCUCAGGAAGGAACUUUCAUUUUGAAAAAAAAAAAAUGAGAGAAAAAAAAUAAGAACUGAAAAAUAAAUCAACUUUUGUACCAAA